GCCAGCGCCAGCUAGCAACUCGGAGCCAUUAAGAAAACCUUGUGAAAACUCCUUUUGGCACGGAUUACUUUUAUUUUUACAGUGUUUAAAAGUGUUCUUUCCGUGGAUUGUGUCUACAAAAGUGUGCUUGGGAUGAUAUUGUUACAGUGUUAUUCCAAGAUACUGUGCAUAAACUUUAAUUCGAUGUAUUUUUCUUGUUUGGCCUUGAACAUUCCGUGUUUGGUGUAAGAAGUGUAUCUACGACAUAACUGAACAUUUUUAUCUGCCAUCUUGUGAAUUCUGUUGAUUUUUAUGGUAUUAAGAGAAAUUUCAAUACCUAGGACUAAUACGAUCAGUACAAACAAAUGUUUAAAUGGACGCAUCGUCCAUUAUCACUCAAGUCUCACGCGAUGACGACCAACUAGGAAACUAUUCUCCUGAUAAAGGUCACAUACAAAGGGUUGACAACGAUGUGUGUGUGCCAGGACAAGUGGGCAAGAAGUCUCGGCGUGGAGUGCUGCGGUCCUUACUGUGCUGCUGGGGCGGUUCUGCCAGCUCGAAGGCGUCCAAGACCUCCGGCGGCAGUGAGGGUCGCUGCUCUCCCCCUCUCUCCCCCGGCUCACCCCGCUACCUUCUGCCUCCCGUCCGCCAUCAGGACAUGCACAAGAAGUGCAUGGUCAUUGACUUGGACGAGACUCUAGUGCAUAGUUCAUUCAAGCCAAUCAACAACGCAGACUUUGUUGUGCCUGUGGAAAUAGAUGGGACCGUCCACCAAGUGUAUGUGCUCAAGCGCCCAUACGUAGACGAGUUCCUUCAGAGGAUGGGAGAGCUCUAUGAAUGCGUCUUAUUUACGGCUAGUUUAGCUAAGUAUGCCGACCCUGUUGCUGACUUGCUGGACAGAUGGGGCGUGUUCCGAGCUCGACUGUUCAGAGAAUCCUGUGUCUUCCAUCGUGGUAACUACGUCAAAGAUCUCAACAAGCUAGGUCGAGAUCUUCAGAAAGUCCUCAUCGUAGAUAAUUCACCAGCUUCCUACAUCUUUCACCCGGACAAUGCUGUGCCUGUAGCUUCAUGGUUCGAUGACAUGACGGAUACAGAGAUGUUGGAUCUAAUCCCGUUUUUUGAGAAGUUGAGCAAGGUGGACAAUGUAUACGCGGUAUUGUGCAACUCUAACCACCCAUACAACUGUGUCAACGUAGGCCAGUCACCGGGUGCAGGCUCAUAGCCCCCGCUGUCUCAUCAGCCACUGUUGCCUUCCGAGUGCCAUCACCACUGUACAGAGAGGUUUUAUUGUAUUAACAUAUAUUUAGUUUAUAUCACGACCUGGCCAGGUGCUCUAACCCAGGGUAUGCAGCUUAUCUUUAUAUCCUAUUAUAUUUUACGCAAGAUCGUAGCCCUUUAUGUCCCAGUAUUGUCGUUCUUCGUUUCUACUGGCAAAGAUAAUUUAUUGUUAUUUGCCCGUUAAUAUCUCUACUCAGUGUGCUUACUUGAAAAUUUUCUCACCGUGGAAUUUGUUUUUAACUGUGUAAUGGUUGACAGAGGUGUAUGGAUGUCACUGAAUAAUUUUACAACUAGUUUGUUGUAUUUGAUUUAAAAGGAAAAUCAAUGGAGAAUAAUAUUUAACAUGAGAUGUGUAUUUGUCAACUAUUUAUUUGAGGUGUCUUUAUCACAUUUUACAAGACAAUUUUACGUUUGAAUACAAACACGUUAAACAUACAAACAAAUAAAGAGGAUUGUUGCAUACAUCUAAAGUAUUUUCUCAAAGACAAAGAAAAUCAUCUAGCGUUGUAUUGACCUUCAUACGUGGGCUAGUCAUCUAUUUUAAUUUUUGCCUGGACUGUCAGUUGAAACUACCUCAGCUGCUCAUUAUGCUAGCCAUUUUUAUUGAAAUUUGGAUCCAGUUUCCUCAUUUGAUAUUUGGAAAAGAGCUAUUUAGUCAGUAUUUCAAAGAAACCACUAUAGUAGGACUAACGUUUAGACAUCUAAAAUUAUUUUUGUCACACUACACAGUAAGCAGCGCAAGUUUGGUGUCUGGUGUAGUAAUUUUACCAAUCACUCUGACAAGACAUUAAAAAAAGGCAUAGAUAUGAGUUUCUUGUGUUCUUAACAAAGCUAACACAAUACAAAUUACCCAUGUCUGAACUGCCACAAUGCACUUUUCUAAAUAAAUAUUCACUUAAUAUUAGAAUGAAUACAUUUACCGGUUCAAGUUAUUUUCCCUAUCAUUUUUAAGUUUUUUAAAGGCACCUCAAUAUAAUAUUUAUUAAAGUGUUUCUUUUUCAAAAUUUGACAUUUGGUUCGUUAACAGUUUCAAAUUUUAAAAUUAUGAUUAAAUUUUAAUCAUCAUUAAUUUCAUUGAUCAAACUUGCAGACAUAUUUAGUAGUUUAAAUAUUCUACUUUACUAUUGCUGUAUGCUCGUUCAUUGUUUAAGUCAAAACAGGCUUUGCUCUGUAUUGGAAAAGAAUGAGAGAUUUUGUAACAUUUCUCCCUAAUAUUUGUGAUGGUUAACAUAUCUGUUAUUUUUAAGAAAUGUAGGUUAAAUGUCUGGGGUGAAACCCUUUUUCUUUAAGAAGGUACUAAAAGUUAGUAAUUAAUGUGAAUUAUUGUUACUACCUUACACAUCACUAGACUGUGUUUUUGAAUCUGUAAACAUUAUGUGUUAAAAUGUUUUUCAUAGCUAAAUUAUUAUUUUGAAUACAAACUAUUGUAUGACAAAGUCAGAUUCAUUAACAUUAAACUAUUUGAUAUCUCAAAAUCAAAAUCUGCGACCAGCCUGAUUUUGUAGCACAGUCAGAAGAGAGGGAUCAGAAGUUUUUCUGUUAACAAAUACUGCCUUAUACAACUAUAGAAAAUAUUAGGCUGCUCACAAUUUGGUUUGGUUUAUCUUCUUAAACUAAAACUUCUCAGUUGUUAUACAUUAAAAAUCUCUAUUUAAGGUAUAAUAGAAUUUAACUUGGAAAUGUUGGACGUCACAUAACAAGUUUUAAGGUAAAAACAGUAAGACAGGCUGCUUUUAUGCAUGUGCUUUGGCCGGAUGACAAAAACUACUAUGAAAUAUUGUUGUUUCCUAACAAAUUGUGUUACUUGCAGUAACAACAGUUACAGUAUAAGCUUUGUCAACUUUCGUCACCCUAUUACCAGUUUGUCAUUUUUUAACCUGCUCACAAAUAAAACGUGAUAGAUUAUUACAUGUAAUUAUCUACACAAAGGGUACAAUAUUAUUAACCCGCCCUCCAUGAGUGUCCUUGAUUGUAAAAGAGCAAAAAGCAAUGUAAUUUUGUACUAAUAUUAAUACAAAAAGGUAUAAAAACCAUGUAUAAUAAAAUGUACCUAUAAAUUAAAUCUAUUAAAAAAAAUACUUGAUAUAUAUAUAGCAAACAAAAGCAACAACACCAUAAGUGACAUACAUUCCAGGAACCUAGAAGCAUGUAUGUAGCGCAAGCGGUGACACAUGGGAGUAGAUUCUGUGCCAUGGGAGUAGAUUCCGUGCUAUGCGACUUCAGCCUUCAGCUGAUUAAUAGAGAUAGUACGAGGGAGAGACCAAUCAAUGUUUAAUCGGUUCCUAGAAAGAAGUGCGUUAGGUAUGGUUACUCUUAAAACUGCCAGCCGAUAAUAACACAUAUUUUUCUAUAAAAAUUAAACCAGCCCGGAGGAAUACGUGACAUUUAUGAAGGGUUAAAAGCUAAUUAUUUAUUGUGAUGUGAUAAAAUCUUGGACAACUUGGUACACCAUUCUAACCUACAUCCUAGGACGUUAGAUUCUAGCCCAGAACUGUUUUAAUUAUUACUUCAGGCUAUUCCUAUCACAUAGAUCAAAUCAAUUGGUGAUUUGCGGUAUUUGAACUGGGGACCUCAGGCUCCGAAGCCCUGAGCUCUAUCACUAGAGCAGCUCGCUCCCUUACUAAAAACAUACCAAAAGUAUAUUUCAAUUCUAAAAACUUUUUAUUUAUCUCGCAUCAAUGUUAAUGUGAUAUAAUAGUGGAAUCGUAAAUAGUUGUUUGGAAUAGUAAACAGUUUGAAAUCCAUUAUAUACUCUUUAAAAUUUGUUAUUACUUGUUCACUUGUGCAAAACUUGCCAACUUAUUCAACAACUAGACUUGGCCAAAGUAAAGUUAUGGGUUUGAUAGAUUACUAAUACUGAGUAUUUAUUAACUUAUUAUUUGACGUCCGGCAUAAAACGCAUGCAUUCAGGGGUACUUAGACUCGCACAUAGUUCCUUGCAUUCUUACACUCGCUAUGAAAAGCUUUUUUGGUAGGCCUAACAGUCAAUUAAGUAGUUAGACUGAAAGAUAAAGAACAAAGUGGUUUUGUGAGUUUAGUUGGUUUUUACUAAAGAAAUAUAAAUAUACAAAUAAUCAAAAGUUAUCAGCUUUAAAUGUUAAGUACUCAUUUUCCAUUAUUUAGGAGCACCCUUAAAUUCACCUAGAUUUACCCAGAUUUUUCACUUCAUUCAUAAAAUAGUUAUAUUUUUAUUAUUUUAAGUAGCCUAAUACUUGUUGACUAUGUCUUAGGUAUUUGUGUAAUAAUUUUGCUUAGUGUUUAUACUAUAUUUUUACUGUUCUUAUAAUAAUAUAUUUGAAUUGUUAUUUUUGUGUUUUGUUAAAAUGUAAUAUUUUUUACCUAUUAUACAAAAAAUGGCUGGAUUAAAUUUACAUUUAAAAGCAAUAAUCAUCGUGUAAAUAAAUAUUUAUCAUAUAUAUCUAAUUUGUGAGCUUGUUAAACUUUUUUUAAUAGAUUAAUUUUUCAUAUUUUACAAUUCAAAAUUAACUGAAAUUAGAGUGUAAGAGUUUUAAUGGUUAUAAAUAUCUUCAGUUUUUCUAUAAUUUCUGCAAUUUAACCGGUACUCUGUUAAUUUAUCAACCUUAAAAAAGGAAAGCUUUGCAAUGAAUAAGGAACCAUACUGGUUUUGGACUUCUGGAAUUAACGAUAUAAGUUUUGUCAGUAACCGUAUCUAACAGAACCAACCAUGAUUGCUAUAAAAGAUGUUGAAAACCUGAAGUUUUCCAUGUUGCCAUAUCAAUCAGUUUUGUAAAACAAAAACACGACAAUGGUUGAAUCCUACUGCUCUGUUCCGGUUUUUAGUUGAAUUAUGAUAAGAUAAACUGUAGAGGUCAGCAAGAUGAAUCAGUGCUGCUAGGAUUUGGCACGUCUCAUUAGGCAAUCAGCUGUAAAUAUGUCCCAGCGUAUAUGUAAUGUGUGUUUGGUCGGUGAGUCGGAGCCUUAGUUUGGAUAGGUGUCUCAAGUCAGUGAUGUAAACUCAUGUGCUAGACCUAGCUUGGUACCACAUAAGCCAGAGGAUUAUGUUUAGGGAUGUGUCAAAUCCAAAUCUCGAAUCUCAAAUCCACCGAAUCAUAAGAAAAGAUUCGGAUUCAAGAUUCAAUUCACAAGAAAAAAAAAAAUUAGAAUAUAAUUAUAAGACAUAAUGUGACUUUGCCUUAACCAUAGCAGGUUAUUGACGUCGUAAUAUACAGUACUGUGACAUUGACUAACCAUAAAAAUUAUGUCGUGGUGGUGGUUAUAUGUGUUAAAUGAUUUCUGUUCCAUUCUAGAUUUUAUCACUAUAAGUCCAUUUGUAAUUAUUUUUGGGACACGAGAUUUGAAGAUUUCAGAUUUGAGAUUCAAUUUUUUUAGGAUUCGGAUUCCGAUUUGAGAUUCAAAAUUCCUGAAUUCGACCAUCACUAAUUAUGUUUUUUAGUUAAACGAUGCUCCAGUAAACGAAGCUGCUAGUUUUGUGCAAUGAAAGUCUCCAGGCCAGGAUUUUGAUGUGUAGAAUAAAGUUAUAGCUGCUUGCUUAUGUUAGAAGGACAGGGACGCUUGGUCCCCUGGGGGGUUUUUUCAAGUGUAGAUAAAGUCCUCUUCUAGACAAUCCUUUCAUUCUACAGAUCAAAACGAAGCUGUUAGUUUGUUUUUGGUUAAAGUUUUGGUUAAACAAAAAUGUUUUAUAAUAUUAGCCCCAUCAAGGCUAAAAUGGCUUGACAUCGAGGAAAACUUAAUGUCAAUGUCUGAGCCAUUAAUGGGUAGUUUCAAAUUUAUGGUAAUUGAUAGUUGUAUCUGUUAUUCACUUCUCUUGCUAUUCUGGGUCUUGUUAUUACAGUUGUGAUUUUAGAGAAAAGAUUGUGUCAACGAUACCUUUUAAAAACUAAAACUUAUUGCUACAAUUUUACCACUCAAACCUAAACAGAUUAAAGUUUAAGAUUAUGAAACAAAACAGUCUAUACCAUAUAUUUGAUCACUUUUCUAGCAGCACAAGACAUAUUUUUACAAGAAUGUAGAGAGAAAACAACUUUUACACAGUAAAAAACAUAUCAUACCUUUUUUAAAAGUAUAGUGACAAGGUACAACUUACUGUUAACAAUUGUGAGAAGCAUCAAAUACUGCCAUGAAGUGUUGGUUAACAUCUUGUCAUCAGUUUAGUUUAGCAGCUAUGAUUUGUUAGUAGUUUUACAUAGUUUAAACAAUUACUUUAAAUAGUUCCUAACCUACAAGAUUUUUCAGUUGAGUGUUACAUUACUAAAAAUAAAUUCAUCACAAAUUAAUAUUCAAUAGCCAAUUCAUAUUUAAACGUUUCAUACACCAUUAUGACAAUCAGGGAAAUGUUGGUUAGCUAGCAAAAUGAAGACCAAUUCAAGUAAUGUGGCCGACAAUAAACAGAUUUUCUUAAUAAUUUAAAGUAUGAGAACAUAGAAACACUUUAAUCUUGUUUACCUUGGAAAAAACAUCUAAACUGUUUCUCAUUGGUCAAUAUGACUUGCAUAGUAUGAUUUCAACAAAAAUUGAUGUCAGCCAGGUUAUUGUUUUGAAUUACUCAGUUCGUCCAUCGGGGAGAUUGUUCAAUAUUUUUGAUCAGAAACUAAUUACUGUGAAAAUAUUGUAACUAGCCAAAUAUAAUUUUGUUUAGGAAUAAUUUAGUUUAUUAUUGAUUUUAAUUGCAUUUAUUUAUUACUAUCCCAGUAAAAAUCAUUAAGGAAGUGGUGUUUUUCUAUAUAUUCGUCUAGGUGCUACCAUUAUACUGCUGUCCAAAACUAACAAACUUGACAGCAAAAAUGUAAAUAUAUUAAAAUAUAAUAUUGGGUGCAGGAGGUUUGGUGCUUCCACUAGCCCAAUACAAGGACGAUUUUAUAUUGCUCAAUAAGGUAUAAAACACGAGGAUCGCAUUAUCACAGACAUUGUGAUUCCGCCUGCAUUUUGUAGAUAGUAUACAUAUGAAAAUAGAUAUUUAUCAACUGAUGUGAAACCGCUUUGUAAUAAGAACAUUUGUAUAUUGUUCGGUGGGAAUUUUGAUAUUGUUCAAAAGAAGAAUUAUUUCGAUAAUCAUUGAGUUGCCUUUUAAUCUGUAAAUAAAAGCCUUUUCCAUUUAUGUA
This is a messenger RNA of Macrosteles quadrilineatus (aster leafhopper), 7337 nucleotides long. It is a transcript of the gene hzg, whose product is annotated as phosphatase Herzog. Gene Ontology annotation, molecular function: RNA polymerase II CTD heptapeptide repeat phosphatase activity. The record is from RefSeq and is a predicted model, not a curated record. The transcript has 6 exons. The coding region runs from base 353 to 1201 and encodes 282 amino acids. Lineage: Eukaryota; Metazoa; Arthropoda; Insecta; Hemiptera; Cicadellidae.